Pseudomyrmex gracilis is the source of this 6508-nucleotide messenger RNA. Its product is annotated as box A-binding factor-like. NCBI's taxonomy places the organism in Eukaryota, Metazoa, Arthropoda, Insecta, Hymenoptera, Formicidae. The coding region runs from base 667 to 3333 and encodes 888 amino acids. Gene Ontology annotation, molecular function: DNA-binding transcription factor activity, RNA polymerase II-specific; zinc ion binding; RNA polymerase II cis-regulatory region sequence-specific DNA binding. The record is from RefSeq and is a predicted model, not a curated record. The transcript has 8 exons. Gene Ontology annotation, biological process: negative regulation of transcription by RNA polymerase II; positive regulation of transcription by RNA polymerase II; cell fate commitment.
UGCCCCGUUCAUUUUCCGUCUCUCCUUCGCUGCACUCCCCUUCUUUUCUUUCUCUCUUUCUCUCUUUCUCUCUUUUGUGUUUUGCCGUUCUUUUUUCUUUCUCCGUCUCUCUUUCCACACCCUCUCUCACUCCGUCUCUCUCUCUCUCUCUUCCGUCGCUUGCUCCGCAAGCGCUUUUGCUCUAUGUACAUAAUAUACACGAGUCUCGUUCUCGAUCAUAGAGCAGUGGCGCGGGUUCUCGUAUAGCAAGCAAAAGCCGGAUCUUAAUUUUCGUCUAGUCGCCGAUCGGUAUACACGCACAUCGCUCCUUUCUUUUCCUCAUUCUCCCUCUUUCUCUGUUUUAAACCACAUUUUUUUUUCACGCGCAAAACGGAAGAGGACGAUACACACGCGUAUAUAGUUCUCCACAAGUGAGGAAGAUAUAUAUAUAUAUAUAUCAGGACACACAGCCGUCACAUCCUCCUCUUCCUCUUCUUCCUCAUCGUCGAAGUGUCAAGUCAAAACUCUCGUACGGACGAGAUGCAAACUUCAGAUUGAAGUAGCAGUAGCUGAAACGAGGGAGAGAAAGAGAGAGAGAAAGAGAACUUACGACAAUUGGCUGAAGGAUACCAAUUUGCAAAUCUCUCGAUUUUUCUGAGAGGAGAAAAAAAAGUGAUAUCGCGUGAGAUGAAGAGAAGAAGAAGCGACGACGACGGCAAGCCGGCCACCAAAUAUCGACAUCGGGAAUAUUUGUUUAACGAAUAUGUUGAGACCAAGACGACGUCACAGUCUGCUAAAGAGGCAAUUGUCAAGCAAGAGAUGGAGGAGGAAAAGGCAGCGGUGGUGGUGGCGGCGAUAAAAAGCGAGGACGUCAUCAAACACGAUGUCGGGCAGGAACACCCUCAACAGCUGGUCUACGUGGCGAAGGAGGAGAUCGGGGAGGAGAGCGGUGUGGGCGUGCUGGAAGAGGCGGGACAGCCGGAAAUGGAAAAUGGCGCCUUGGUAGAGCCAACCGGUGUCGAAGCAGUCGCUAUUGCGGUCGCCACUGUCGCCGCCGCUGUCAACAAUCACGCGGACGACGAUCCGAACGCGACUUAUACCCUUCACGAGCUAGGAUAUCAUCCCGCGCACAUGAUUCACGAGAGUUUUGAGGGCGGUGACAUGAGGGAAGAACAGGUCUCACAGACGCCCCACCAACAGCCGCAUCAUCAACAGCAGAAAACGCACCACCACCACCACCAACACCAACACCAUCACCACCACCAUCACGAACAGCAGCCGCAUCAAUACGUGCAGGUCGGGCCAAGAGAGGUCCCGGUUCCCGAGGGAGGGGAUAACGCUCACCCGUCUGAGACCUCGGUCGUGCUGGAGGGACACGACCACAGUCAGAUGUCUCGCUCGACAAUGCAACGAUAUACCGAAACGCUCUCACCGACUACGACAGAACAUCACCAUCAGCAGCAGUCUCAACACCAUCACUUGUCCGAAGUGCAUCAAUUAUCGUCCGCCCACCGUCAUCUGGAGGAUCCGCAGCAUCACCAUCAGGAAACGGACGAGGACGUUGAGCGAAGCAUGAGCAUCGCGGCCAUGAGGAACCCACGGGGAGAUUAUCUAAGUGUUUUCUUCAAUCUUGCUAUUCCACCGAAUACCAGCAACGGUAGCAACCAUCAUAAUCACGCGUCGCAUUUGGAGGACGUGCUGUCCGAGCCCUAUUCGCAGCAUCAUAUUCGUGCCAGCGGCGCAUCAUCGACCGGCGCGUGUUCCCCGUCGGUCCAAACUGUGGGUGGUUCGCCACAAUCAAGCCACAGUCCGCACGACGAUCAGACGACCUUAUCGUCGCCGCAACAUCGUCAGGAUGCCGGCUACAGUCCGACCGAUCAAGGCAGGUUGCAGUCGUUCACGCAUCUCACGGCGAUGCAGCCGCCACCGUCGGUUCAAACCAAUCACGGAUUGCAGGACUCCGAUCGGGUGUCCGAUCAGCUUUACAUGGACACGAUAUACGCGCAUCACGCGUCCGCCACUCCGCAUCAUCAUCAGGAUCAGCACGAUCAGGAUCCCUCUGCGCCGCACUCGCCCGUGAGUGCCUCGCUCACCAGCUCAUCGAUAUAUCGACCGAUAGGCGGUGUGAACGCCGGAACCGGAACCGGAGGAACCUACGCUCUUCCGUAUAUUGCGAACAGCCCGACGGAACUGCAAUCGUCCCCGCAGCUUUGGGGCGCUCAGACUUUGACUGGUAGCGCAUUGCCGAUUUCUGAAGAUUACGGGAGCACCAAGUCGUCGCCUACGGUGCCCCAUCAAUCAUUGCCGGCGUUCUCGACGCAACCUUUUGCCGGUCGAUCAAGUUUUCGCGGAUACAGUCCGCCGUAUUCGUCGUCUCAGCAGAACACAACCGUCGCCGAGGUGAGCACCUGGCCUUACACGAGCCCGUCGGUCACGAGCGAUCCACUGACCACGCAAUAUGGCACGCCGUCGCGACGACAGACCGUCACUCCGGUUACGACGCCGACGCAAAUCAGCGCAGCGGCCAGUCUAAGUGCAAUGCACAACAUCGGUGAGGCGGAGUACUAUACGGAGGGUCGCGAGUGCGUGAACUGCGGGGCGAUUUCCACACCCCUCUGGCGUAGGGACGGAACCGGGCAUUACCUCUGCAACGCGUGCGGUCUCUACCACAAGAUGAACGGAAUGAAUCGGCCUCUAGUUAAACAGCCACGUCGCCUGGCUGCCAACAGGCGCAUUGACCUCUCUUGCAGCAACUGCGAGACGCGAAUGACGUCGUUGUGGCGUCGCAACGCAAUGGGGGAACCGGUGUGCAAUGCUUGUGGUCUUUAUUUCAAGUUGCACGGUGUCAACAGGCCGUCGACCAUGAAGAAGGACAGCAUUCAAACGCGCAAACGGAAGCCCAAGGGUGGUAUGAAGAGCUGCGACACGCCGCUUUCCAACAACGUCGCGCAGUGUGCGAACAACAACAACAACAAUACACGCCCGUAUUCACCACUCACUUGCGCCUCAAAGAUACCCGUCGGCUCGGUGUACGCAAACGACCUGUACAACAGUCCUCAGCUUUCGAAAAUAGUAUGCUAUCAACCUUCGAUGUACUAUGACGUUACGCAACAGCAACAGCAACAACAGCACCAACAGCUGAUGGAGACUCACUCGCCGAAGAUCGAGUGCCCAUCUCCGCCAAGCACGCGCUCACCCGGAAUGAUAUCCGCCGGACAGUCGCCCGAUCAUCAUCAGCUCGCUUCGCCGCAUAUCGUCACGUUGGGAAAUUCGUCGACCAGUCCAGGCGGGACCAAACUCAUGCUGGACAACGGUCAUCUGGAGAGGCCCACGGUCGUAUCCAUAUCGUCUUAAGAAGGAUUCGUCAAAAUUUGUGAUAUACCGCGCGUGUUAUGUACACCUUUUCAUUUUCGGAAUGCGAUGUGUGGUGGUGUGUUUUAAGAACUCGGUUCCAACAUCUGUUUUCAAUUGAAAGUGUUUUUGUUUGCAAUUUAUUUCUCUCGUCUUUAUUUUUUUUUUUUCUUUGUUGACCGUUUCACCGCGGGAACUCGGACGCAAAAAAGCGCACACCGUGUGCUAUAUAUAUAUAUAUAUGUAUAAUUAUAUAUAACUUGAAACAUUAACAAAACAUAAAAAAUAAAUAUACAGAGAUGUAGGAUUAAUUAGAAUGUAUGACAUUGUUAAACAAAAAAGUUUGGUUAGGUAAUGUGUAAAAAAAAUUACGAGUUUGCAGAAGAGUGCCGAAAGUGCCUACGAGCUUGCGACAAAAAUUUGGCUGGACAUCUGUAGCAAUAUAUAUAUUGAGUAUGUACGUAUAACGCAUUUCUCGAGCGUUUGCGCAUACAUAUAUAUAGGUGUCAAUGGCGAUGAAAGAAAUAACAAAUAUUUUGCAUAAAAACUCGCGUGUAAAUAAUGCACUAGAUGAAAUACUACGGUGGCACUGCAAUCGGUUGGUUUCGAGCGACGAAGAAAACGCGAGGGAAGAAAUGCUCGAAAUAUAUUUUAACUUAUGUGACAGCAACAUCGUUGCGACGCAUGUAAUUUUCGGAAAAAUGAAAAAAUGAAAAAAAAAUUGUAUCUCAACAACAACAAAGUGUUUGCGAGAAAAGUGAUUUUCUCUCGCGAAAUGCUUUCUUUACGAGACAACAUUCGUUGUAAACAAUUAAAGUGAAACACAUCUUCUAUGUUGUGGUUAAGAAUUCUUGAAGUGAAGAAUUCUUGAAAUAUUGUCACUCAGAAUCUCAGUGUAAUACUUAUCAAUGAAACUUUAGCCGCUCGGGUGUUACGCGUACAUUCGAUACGAAUACAGCAGAGUUUCCUCUCGUUUUUUUUUUUUAAGUCCUCGCUUCUCGGGUGAUUCUUAUAUCCUUGCGAUCAUCGAUUUUUUUUUUUUCCCCCUAAGUUCUCAUCUCGUGCCGCCGUAUGAUUGAUUGUGCAUGCGCGGAACAUAUUCUCGCCAUAUGCGCGUCGUGCUGGAUCGGGUUGCCUGCAACAAUAAGUGUUUUCGAAGAAAAAGAGGACGGUUAGCGCUUACCCUAUUUUCCACCUCAGGUUAACGCGGGAGAAAAAUGAAAGUAAAAUAUUAGAAGAUUCUCCCUAAAACCCUCGGACGGUCCGUAAUCACCGCGGACGUAAACCCUCGGAAAGUCCGCCCGGACGACGUCGGCACUUUAAAAAAAAAUGACAGUAUCCGCGAGGGGGCGAGGGAAAGAGGACGAAUUGACAACUCUGACGAUUACUGUAAACGAGUAAGAGGAAUAAACAGGAAAAAAUUUGAGAAGUGAAGGCUGAACGGAUUUUAAUUGGUAACUCGAGAAUCAACGGAAAUUCUGCUGUAAAAUUGUUUUUUUUUUUUUUUUUUAAAUAUGUUACUUUUAAGUAUAUUCGUCAAUUUUAUGUGCUCUACGACUUGACGUCGUAAACAAAUCCGUUUACAAAAUACGCAUUCCAUUUCUUUCUUCAUUCAGCUGGACGAUCAUCUAGCUGAAUAUUUUCCCUCCACCCGGCAUUGUGAUACGCACAUGAUCGAGAAGUAUAUAUAUAUAUAUAUAUAAUUUAUAUAUAUAUAUUAUCGAGAAAAUUAUAUAUAAAUUUAUUGUUAGUGACAAUAAAUUACGUACUCAAUGUAUGCGCGCGCACGUAUUUCCGUAAUACGGAUGUCGAACCUCGCUGAAGUGAAAAUCUCCGGAGACCGGAUGCGCAAUCGAUAUUGUGAAAAAACAAAAAAAUUUUAUUUUUCUCCGUGCACGCGUUGAAUUGAAGUGGAAGUGUACGUUUUAAAGUGAAAAUGGCAGCACGAGAGGAGAAGUUCACUUUAGCAAAACACAAAAUCUUUCUCUUUCGCGACAAUUUCGUCUUAUCGCGGCAUUCGCCUUUUAUUGAAGUUCGACCGCAGUACGUGUAUAUGUUACGCAUGUAAAUUUGCAUAAACACAUGGUAUAUAUUUGACUUCGAAUUUAAACAACACACGUCCGGUUCUCCGUCAUUCCGUUUCUAUUCUUACAGAUCUCGCGGUGUGCGGAUGAUCCGAUCUUUACGCGAGCGCAAGGAAAACCUAUGCGAUUGUUUUUUUUUUUUUUUUUUUUAAAUAGGCUUCGAAUGAUCGAUUCGUGAAAAUUACAGAAUUUUAAUUUUUGUUUUUUUUUAAUCUCUUUUUUUGCACCUGUUGCGCGCUCUCUCUUUUCUAUAAGCGCAGCAUUAGAUUUAUACAUCAUAUAAUUUUAGAGAUUCUGUGUUAAAUAUAUAUACGUUAUGGCCAAAAAUUAUUUGUAACAUACAUGUGAUCAUAAUCAACAAUGUGUAUAUGUAUAUUUAUAUACAAAUAUGGUAGUUACACAAAUGGUGCUACACAAUAGGACCUGUAAAUAAGCUAUCUUGUGUGGAGAAUAUUUUGUAAAAAAAAAAAAAAAUUUUAUGUAAAGUACAACUACAUACGUUACACAGGUGUAAAUUUCUAUAUGCUUAUGUAAGCGAAUUUACAUCUCUCUUGCAGAUGAAAAAUUAGUUUCUUUUUUUAAAUAAAUUUACAGAAAUUUGCAGAAACCGACGAAAGCAAAAUUUGUGAAUUGUUGCGUGUGUACAGCACCAGGCAGGGUAAUAAAAUAUACAAAAAUAUAAUAAUAAUAACAAUUUGUACAUUUACAUAAAAUCUUUACACAAUACGCUAUAUUGUUUAUGUAAGAUUUCUAUUAGUAACGAUUUGAUAUAGUUACGCGAAAAAAGCGAGAUAUGAAAAUUAUCUCUUAUGUAAAUUAUACCUGGUUUUUAAUUUGCAUAUUAUGUGUGCGUGUCUGUUAUUAUCAAGUCUUUUGCAGGCAAAAUUUCAAAAAUUAUGUAUCAUUUUGAAGUAUUUGCCAUUUCUUUUUUUUUUUUUUAUAGUAACGUUCAAAGAAAAAAGAAAAAGUUUAAAAACAAUCGAUCGAUUCGCAACAUUUUGUUGUUUGCGGACAAUUUUGCCGCACCAAAGUACGUUCCGUUCAAAUGCGACGAAUAGUAAGGGCUGACACUUCUUGCAAAGAAGAAAAAAAAA